AAUUAGCCCAGAAAGCACAGAAACUGAGGGCCAUUUUCCAUUACUUCAACACAGUGACAAAUAAAAGUGAUAAUCAAGAUCCAGCAAUACCAGAUGGACUGGUUACUUUUGAAAGGACUAGCAUUCAAAAAUCACAGCUCCCUAAAUGGAAAAAACAGAAGAAGACUCUGACAAACCUUCACAUCUCUCCAGAAGGAUCCAUUGAGCAUGAGGGUACAGGGAUGCUGCAGGUCAGUUUCAUCUAAACUUCAGUUUUGUACCUGUUCUUCAGUUUCAUCUACAUCACAUGGUUCUGGACAGGUGGAGUUUGCCAGCAAUUAUAUUGGUGGGGUGCUGGGAUCGGGACUGGUUCAGGAGGAGAUCCUCUUCUUCAUGAGUCCAGAGCUCAUCGUGGCCAGACUCUUCACUGAGAAACUGGCUGAUAACGAGUGCCUCAAGAUCACAGGUCCUCAGAUGUACAGCUUUACUUCUGGCUACAGCAAAACCUUUUCUUGGGUGGGUCCAUACAAUGAUUGCAUGAAGCGGGAUAACUGGAAGAGACGUUAUCGGCAGAUUGUUGCCAUCGAUGCUCUCGACUUCAAGAACCCGAAGGACCAGUACACUAAAGAGAACAUAAAACGAGAACUCAACAAGGCAUUCGUGGGAUUCCACGGAAAACCAGAAACAGCUAUCGCAACAGGCAACUGGGGCUGCGGUGCCUUCAACGGAGAUCCUAAACUCAAAGCUCUCAUCCAGUUGAUGGCUGCCGCCGUGGCUGGACGAGACGUGGCUUACUUCACCGCUGGCAAUAAAGAACUUGCAAAAGAAAUACAAAGAAUGCAUGAGAUACUGACCAUCAACAAAGUGACCGUGGGUAAACUGUACAAGUUGCUGAAGAAGUUCUGUGGAAACUACACUCAUGAAAGUGGCUCGCCAAUAGACCUGUACAAACUCAUCAGAGAGAAGAUCGGGCAGAAGGAUAAUUUAUUGUAAACAAAUGUAGCAAAAACAGUCCAGCAGUAUUAAAUAUGUAAAGCUAAACUCUGAAGGAACUGAAUAAUGAUACAACUGUAGGCCUACUACUAUACUAAAAAAGAAAAAGCGGUUGAAAUGUUUAUCUUGUAAGCUCACAGGUGUCAUAUAAAUCUAAUUAUUUACCUUAAUUAAAAAGCUUUAUAGUCAUUCAGCAUUUAUAUUAAUCAAAGGCCUCAGUAACAGCCAAUAAGGGACACAUUUCAUUUAUUUGUUAAUGCAAAAUAAAAAAAAAUGUCAUGGUGAAUUACUUGCAUCAAGUAUAAGUACAAACAACAGCAGAAUAAAACCCGAAUGCUUUUAUUGAAUAAAGUAAUAUGAUCAUUUUUUGGCUUAAUCUCAGCUUGUUUUUAGAAAUUACAAUAAAAUAAAAUGAAACCAACGUACCUUUUAAUUCACAUCCAUGGUGUAACAAUUUAGCAUCGGUUGCACUUUAACCGUUUCAGU
Molecule: messenger RNA, 1458 nt
Organism: Sinocyclocheilus rhinocerous
Lineage: Eukaryota; Metazoa; Chordata; Actinopteri; Cypriniformes; Cyprinidae
Product: poly(ADP-ribose) glycohydrolase-like
Exons: 8
Coding region: 208-972 (254 amino acids)
Biological process (GO): nucleotide-sugar metabolic process; carbohydrate metabolic process; ATP generation from poly-ADP-D-ribose
Cellular component (GO): nucleus; cytoplasm
Molecular function (GO): poly(ADP-ribose) glycohydrolase activity
Source: RefSeq, a predicted model, not a curated record